This is a messenger RNA of Cryptomeria japonica (Japanese cedar), 1298 nucleotides long. RefSeq names its product cell number regulator 3. The record is from RefSeq and is a predicted model, not a curated record. NCBI's taxonomy places the organism in Eukaryota, Viridiplantae, Streptophyta, Pinopsida, Cupressales, Cupressaceae. The transcript has 4 exons. Bases 50 to 991 code for a protein of 313 amino acids.
UUGUUCAAGUCAAAAUUGCAUAGAACAUAGUAGAGCAGAAAUUGUGAAGAUGGGAGAUUCAUACUCAGAAUCUACUGUUAAUAUUGAUGUGGAGAUCAACAAUGGUGCCCAAGAUUCAUCCACAGAGUCCCCUGAAUACCCAUCUUAUCCCAAUCCUGAUAAUGCCACCACUGAUCCAUCCACAGUGUCCCCUGAAUACCCAUCUUAUUCCAAUCCUGAUAAUGGAACCCAUCCUUCAUCCACAGUGCCCCCUGAAUACCCUUCUUAUCCCAAUCGCAAUAAUGGCACCCAUUAUUCAUCAAAUUUGCCCCCCAAAUCAUCUCCUUAUCAAAAUAAUGGCACUUAUGAUGCAUCCAAAGUGUCCCCUGGAUACUCUCCUGCUUAUCCCAAUCCCAAUAAUGGCCCUUAUGAUGCAUCCAAAGUGUCCCCUGGAUAUUCUCCUGCUUAUCCCAAUCCCAAUAAUGGCACUUACAAUUCAUCCAGAUCGCCCCCUGCAUACCCACCUCAUCCCACUGCUUACCAACCUCCUUAUCCACCUCAGAACAGUCCUUACCCACCUCCAUCUCCAUUCGCUCACCAGCCUCCCCGCCAAAGAUGGAGCUCAGGCCUCUUCGACUGCCAACAAGAUGACACCAAUUGCGCAGCAACUGCUGUUUCACCUUGUAUUACAUUCGGCCAAAUUGCAGAGAUUGUGGACGAAGGCCAAACUACUUGUGCCAUGGCUGGAUCUAUGUUCUCCAUCAUGAUAGCAUGUCCUUGGAUAUAUACAUUCUCAUACAGAACAAGGCUAAGAAAGAAAUACAAUUUAGAGGAAGCUCCAAUAAUGGACGCCCUGGUUCAUUUUUUGUUUUUGCCCUGUGCAUUGUGUCAGGAAUACAGGGAGCUUAAAAGUAGAGGACUGCAUCCAGGCCUUGGAUGGGCUGGAAAUCAAGAAAGACCACUGCCUAAAACUGGCAUGGCAGCUCCACCAAGUCAAGCCAUGCAUAGAUAACUAUGCUUAGUGAUUGGAAAGUUCCAGAGAAUUAUGGAAGCUUCCUAAGAGUUUAUGCUUCAGCAUAAGAGGAUUAAGAAACCAUUUCGACUUAUUAAUUAUAAGUUUCUUGUAUUGUAUAAUGAUUUGUAUCAACAUGUAUUAAGAGUACUGUUGAAAUAUAGAGCAGAAAUAAUAUGUGCCUUGACCCCAGGCACAUAAGCAGUCCGUACGAGGGUUCCAUGCAAACAGAUAAUAUCUACGAGGCCAGGUCUUGUGUAAACAUCAUGCUACAACUUGACUACUAUUUUAUUUUAAGUUUUAUGCC